AUGCGACACAGCGAAGAGCGUGAGGAGGCGGAGCUGGCUCUGCUCUCCGGGAACGAGGACUCGACCUCGAAUACGGACAUCGAUGAUCUCGAUUUCGAAGAUCUCGAGGCCAACCGCAAAGAAGAAUCAUCCACGACGAUAGCAGAACCGGUGGAAUACCAAACGCCGACGACGGUGAAGUUUAUAUGGGUGACCUGCUAUUUCGGAUUCAGCAUGGCGCUGACCAUCUACAACAAAUUGGUCCUCGGAUCGUUUCGAGCACCAUGGCUCUUGACGUGUCUGCAUACCUCAUUUAGUGCCCUUGGCACACUCAUUUUGCUGCAAAUGGGAUACUUUAAGCUAUCCACACUCGGUCGCCGGGAACAUCUGAUUCUCGUGCUAUUCUCCAUUCUCUUUACGACGAACAUUGCCAUGUCUAAUCUCUCACUCUCGCUCGUGUCCCUCGCUUUCUUCCAAAUCAUCCGCAACAUGGUUCCGCUGUUUACCGUGCUCAUCUAUCGCGUGUGGUUCUCUCGCACCUAUGCGACAGGCACAUACCUCUCGCUGAUCCCCAUUGUCGUCGGCGCGGGCAUGUGUACCGCAGGCGACUACCACUUUACCCUUCUGGGUCUUCUCGUCUCCAUAUCCGGUGUCAUUCUUGCGGCAGUCAAGACCGUCACCACGAAUCGUAUCAUGACCGGCUCCCUCGCCAUGCCCUCGAUGGAACUCCUCUUCCGCAUGGCCCCCUUGGCUGCAGUGCAGUCUCUCUUUUUUGCCGCCGUCUCGGGCGAAAUCCCCGUCUUUCUGCACGCCAUGUCCGAGCGUAAUGCCGAUGGCGCCCUCAGCCGCACGCUGAUCACCGUUGUCUUCAUCGUCGGCAACGGACUUCUCGCCUUCGUGCUGAACAUUGCCUCGUUCCAAACCAACAAGAUUGCCGGUGCCCUCACCAUCACCGUGGCCGGCAACUUGAAACAAGCCAUCACGUUGGCGCUGGGAAUCCUCGUCUUUGCUGAUUUCACCAUCAACGUGCUCAAUGGAUUGGGCAUCUUUUUGGUUUUGGCGGGAUGCGCAUGCUUCAGCAAGGUAGAGCUGGAUUCGAAGCGACGAGCAGCGACGAAAUAG
Messenger RNA from Penicillium diatomitis, 1101 nucleotides. RefSeq lists its product as uncharacterized. The coding region runs from base 1 to 1101 and encodes 366 amino acids. The transcript has 4 exons. Gene Ontology annotation, molecular function: antiporter activity. The record is from RefSeq and is a predicted model, not a curated record. Gene Ontology annotation, cellular component: Golgi apparatus. NCBI's taxonomy places the organism in Eukaryota, Fungi, Ascomycota, Eurotiomycetes, Eurotiales, Aspergillaceae.